AUGGAGGGCAGAGCCAAAGGUCUUGAUAAGAGAGAAUCGAGUCUGUUGUUUAGAGAGAUUGUGCCCCCUCAUGGCUGGGCUGAAGAUGAAAAUAAUCAUUAUUUGCGGUUAACUCUUCCUGGGUUCAAACAACCGGAUGUGACGCUUCAAAUCGACAAGUAUGGCCAUCUCGUGGUACGUGGGGAGAGACAAUUGAGCGGACACAAGUUUGUUUCCUUUCAUGAAACUUUUAACUUGCCUAAAAAUAUAAAUGUUGAAGAGACCAGUGGAGAAUUUGAAGAUGGUGAGAUUUUUUGCAUCACUUUUCCAAAGCUAUCAGAAAUAGAACAACGUCGUAUGCAACCAGUACGAGAUCGAUACGACUCACAUAACAUCAGGGUACCCAAAGAGCAACAACCCUACUCAACCAACAUUGAUGGAAAAUCAAUGGGAAGACCUGGAUCAAAGCGUGAUAAUGCAAAUGACUCCAAUAAGCAGAGCACGAAAAAGCGUGACGAAUUUAUUGAUCCAGAAGUACCAAAUACACCCAAAGGGAAAAUUGCGUUGGAUACUAUAGAAAGUGAUGAGAAGUCGAAGACGAAAAUGUGGGUUCUCAUAGGGUUACUUGUAAUUCUACUAAUUGUUGUUGUUGUUCCCAUAUCAGUAAAGUUACACAAGUGA
This is a messenger RNA of Fraxinus pennsylvanica, 660 nucleotides long. The record is from the annotation of a GenBank genome assembly. Lineage: Eukaryota; Viridiplantae; Streptophyta; Magnoliopsida; Lamiales; Oleaceae.